Anarrhichthys ocellatus (wolf-eel) is the source of this 5866-nucleotide messenger RNA. RefSeq names its product sodium-dependent neutral amino acid transporter B(0)AT1-like. Gene Ontology annotation, biological process: nitrogen compound transport; sodium ion transmembrane transport; amino acid transport. The record is from RefSeq and is a predicted model, not a curated record. The annotation marks the transcript as partial. Gene Ontology annotation, cellular component: plasma membrane. The transcript has 10 exons. Lineage: Eukaryota; Metazoa; Chordata; Actinopteri; Perciformes; Anarhichadidae.
UUCCUAUGUGUAGGAAUUGCCUCCAUGUUGGUGUCAUUACUGGUGUGCAUGUUCUACAAUACUCUUCUUGCUUGGGUGCUCUGGUACCUCUUUCAUUCUUUCCAAAACCCCCUGCCGUGGAGCCAGUGUCCACUCAACGACAACCUCACAGGUUAUAAUACGGAGUGUGUGAAGAGCACUCCAGCAAACUACUUCUGGUACCGUGAGACCCUGAACAUCACACCCGACAUCGAGACCAGCGGCUCUCUGCAUUGGUGGUUGGUGAUCUGUCUGGCCAGCGCCUGGUGCGUGGUCUACAUCUGCUUCAUCAAAGGCAUCGAGUCCAUGGGAAAGGUUGUGUAUGUGACAGCCAUCUUCCCUUACCUGGUGCUGACUAUUUUCCUGAUCCGUGCUCUCACUCUGCCUGGAGCUACUGUUGGACUGGUGUACCUCUUCACUCCUGAUUGGGAGAUACUGAAGAACCCUCAGGUGUGGCUGGACGCUGCCACCCAGAUCUUCUUCUCGCUCUCUGUGGCCUUUGGAGGUCUGAUAGCUUUCUCGAGCUAUAAUCCAGAGAGAAACAACUGUGAGAUGGAUGCUGUUCUAGUGGGGGUGAUAAAUAGCGCCACAUCUCUCUACGGCGCAAUUCCCAUCUUCUCCAUCCUGGGAUUUAAAGCUAACACUGCCUACAACUCCUGUGUGAAGGAAAACAUCUUGGCUCUGACCAACCACUUUGAGUUUUCAGACCAGAACAUAACAGCGGAGAACUAUGAUCACUGGUUGGAGUAUCUAAAUCGUACAUCUCCAGGUGAGGUGGCCGGUGUGGACCUGAGGCUCUGUGACCUGCAAACAUUCCUUGACCAGAGCGCAUCAGGUACCGGCCUGGCUUUUAUUGUGUUCAGCGAAGCGGUGGUAUCGAUGCCAGGCGCGCAGAUAUGGGCCAUAUUGUUCUUCACCAUGCUCUUCAGCCUGGGUCUCUCCUCCAUGUUUGGCAACUUAGAGGGUGUCCUCGCACCCAUCAAAGACCUGAAGCUAGUGCCCACGUGGAUCCCUGAUGGACUCGUAGCAGCGGUCAUCUGCUUGAUAGCCUUCUUGAUGGCUCUCCUCUUCACCAUGGGUUCGGGGAACUACUGGGUGGAGAUCUUUAACAGCUACGUGGGCUCUGUACCUCUGCUCAUCGUUGCAUUCUUUGAGAUUACUGCAGUCAUUUAUGUCUACGGAAUGAAAAAUUUCAGUGAAGACAUCUACUUCAUGACUGGGAAGAAGCCCAACAUUUUCUGGAAGGCAUGCUGGAUGGUGAUCAGUCCUUUAAUGCUCCUGGUGGUGUUGAUUACCUACGUUGUCGUCCAGGCACAAAAACACCCAACUUAUCCCACAUGGAACCCAGCCUAUGAACUAUUCCCCAAAACUGAGGUGAAGCCCUAUCCAGACUGGGUGUUUGCAAUAAUCAUCCUGCUCUCUGUAAUACCUGUGCUUCCCAUCCCUCUGGUGGCUCUCUACCAACUGAUCUGCUGUAGAAUGAAGAAGUCCUCCGCUCACACCGACCUAAGUCCCUCCUGCAAUGACGGCUUUGAGGUUGAAACACAGCAACAGACGAAUCAGAGAGCUUAAGAAAUCACGUUACUGAACAAAUCAUCCUAAUAGUUGUCACUGCUUCUGUUCAGCUGACAUAUAAACAGUCAUGUUUACAUUUAUCAGGAUUUAUCAGACACUGACAACUGUGAUCCUUAAUAGCAAAAGUGGAUUUAUUUAACAGUGAAAGUCUUUCCUUUGUACAUUGUUGUGCAUAAUGUAAAUGAUGCCUGUGUGUUUCAACUUGAUGUCACAAAACAUCAUUUAACGAGAUCUAAAGCUUCCUGCUGUCACUUGAGUUAUGAACAUGACGGGCUGACAGUACUUCUGUGAACUUAGUUACAUUCAAAUUAUCUUCCAUGACGUCAUUACUUCUUUGUGGAAAACUACCACAAAGUGUAAAUCAAAGUCCAGAGACACAAACAGCAAUGGGAUGACGCAAGAUCCAGAACAGUGGCUGAAUGAUUUUCAAUUAUUACGUAUUUAUUGUGUUUAUGGCUGAGGGUUUAAAACUUUAGUGUUUUAUGACUAAAGACUGUUUUUCUUUCUGUAAAACCUCUUCCUCGACACUGAAGAUCAGAUAACUCCAAAUCACAGAUUUCAAACCUGAGGAUGAGACAAGAAAUAGUUUUCUUAAUUUUGAUAACAUUCAGUGCUCAAAGAAAUAGACAAAACUCACAACACAACGACAAUAGUUUAGUCCAAGCUGGACUGAAUACUCAUCUAUACCUUUGAGCUGCUGAGGGUUUCGUGGAGCUGUAAUUGGGGCUAGCUGGUAGUCUACAUCUGGAUGGCCAAGAAGUCGACUGGGGUCCUGCGGUUAGUGGCCUGUCGAACCCUGGCCAGCCUCAUAUCCCCCAGACGUCGCUCUAGACUGCGCUUCCCUGUCAAGAUGACAGCAGAAACUUUGAUGGUGAACUGUAAAAUUCAUCCACCUGAACUAUUUCCAGCACCUGUAAAAUGUAAUUAAAGGCGGCGAUAAAUAGAUUUAUGUAUACGUGAGAUCGUCUUGUGUCUAGUAGAACGGUCGGGUUGUGUUGACCUUUCACCUAGUCCACAUUCAAAGGGAUUGACCUACAUACAAGUCGUUAUGAUGUUUUCAUAUUGUUCAUUUAUGGAAUGUUUUCUCAAUGUGACCCAUGGCUCUACUCUCCUGCAGUUGAGUAAUUUCCCGGCUCUAAACAAACACGUUUAGUGUGGCUGUAUUUAUGAUUAGGCGGCAAAGUGCGAUUGCGGUGCUCAUUUUGGGCCCUCUUAUUGCAACAGCAAGGCAAUGAUGACGGUUUGAGUGAGCAGAGACAAUCACAAACACCUCUAGUGUAUGCCUGCAUAAGUUUCAGUUUACUACCCACUAUUUACAUUUAGUGCAGAUUGAUAUUUGCAUUUAAAUACAACUUAAAUUGCGAUGAUGGCAAGAGUCUGUAACGGGCAGAAGAAAUAGUCACUGGAAGCAAAUCUGAUGCUGCAGAGUGCGUCAUGUUCAUAUUUUAACAAAAACAAAUCUCAACCUUUGGCCUCUUCUCAUUAAAAUAGCUUUUGUACAAAUUCAAAUGUGCCUUCUUCGGGUUCUGGUCUUUGGGAACUUAUGAUUGGUAUUUUCGUUUCAAAGACAUUUUAAAGAACUAUAAUCAACAAAAGUAUAACAGAUUAAUCGAUAAUCUAAAUAAUUGUUAGUCGGAGUCAUGAUUUACUGUUGUGUGUUGUGCAGAACAUUGUAUUUAAUCUGUUUGUAUGAAAUAUGCUUUAUAAACUUUAUCAUUAUCAUAUUUUAAAGAAUACGUUGGGACAAUAGUGCUUGUCCUCUCGUGCAGCCACAGGACAGGUGGUGUUGUUGUGUGAGGGUACGUACGUUUGUGCAGGUGUGGGAGCAGCCCCUUGUACAGAGGACGGUGUUGUGACAGCACUAGCAAGAAGGAAAGACAGAAAAGCAGCUCCACUGCUUCGUACUGCACAACGCCAGUCUGAGCCUUACUGCCGAGAAUCAGACCUGAAGAACAAAUUAUGAAAAUAAUUUUAGAACUUGAUAUUGCUUAAAUAUUUGUUUUUUCCAGAUGUAUAAAAAAGGGGAAAUGUUGCCUUUGUUGCUGAGCCUGAUGAGCUGAUUGGCAUAUUCGGCCAUAUCCAAUAUCAUCUGCAGGAAGUAGACGGGGUUCUUAGCAACCGUCUGACCGAAGGGCAAACUCUGGGCACACACAUGGAACCUAAAGUGAAAAGAGAACACAAAGACCGGGGCCCUACCCAUUCAGAUGAGUACAUCCUGAGAUAAGAAAAGGUACAAUCAGUCCUCCGCUCAGUGAAGUUAUUGAUUGAUACAUUCGAUAGUUAGAGCAUCAAUAUAAGCAAACAGCUAUUUGCUGUGUAGAGAUAAAGUGGAGUAAAGUCAGAAGUGUAUCGCUCAUCCUCCGUUUCCCCCUCAGGUUAUCACUAUUAGCUCUGCCAGCACUUCUGUCAAUAGAAAUGCUGCCAAUUUCAUAUACAACACUUUUAAUAGCAGAUUAAAAUGAGCACAUUGGGGAAGGGAAGUGAAAAGUGAGUGAAGAUUUGUGUUUAUCGUAACUGUAUUUCAAUACUACGUGGGCAAUAGAAACUAAUUAUUUGCAUUGAACUGUCCAUUUCACUUCUUUAAUCAGAAUAUUAGACAGUUAAAAAAGUUACCGUACAAAAUUUAGAUUGCAAAGUCAGGUUCUUUACCUGCAUGCAUGAAGCAGCACCAGCUUGUAGAUGUUCUGGUAAACCGCCUCAAGAGAAUUGGUCUGAAAAAGAAAAGCAGGAAAGCAAAAGCUGCAGAAAUGAAAUGAAAAGUGACUGAAAAAAGAAAGCAGUACGUGUGUGUGUGUGACUUCCUCUUCACUGAUGCAUCUUAAUCAAGUGCAAAAAGGAGUAUGAAAGGUAAACUAUCUUUAACAUUAUUAACUAGUUAUAUAUUUUCUGUUCCCUGGUCGGUUUGACUACCAGUCUUGAAUGCAUUUACUGAUAUUUACUAUCAAUUUGCUCGAUUUUAUGUAAGUCAUAAACUUGGUUGUCGUUAAACUUGACAAGUUUACAACUGUUAUUUAAACUUUGUUGCUGUUUCAGAGUAACUUCCAGCUGGUCAUCUUGGAUAUUGUUGACUCUACAUGUUAUUAAAAGCCCUUCAAGACACACAGCUGAUGUGUGUUUGUGUUGCUGCUGAUGAACAUUUAUUGGAUCAAGAGCCGUUUUGAACAGAGGAAGUGGAAGACCUAAACCGUUGUAGAGGUCCCGUCACUUUACAAGCUCUUCAAUUUAAAAGGCUGUUUUUAAAUAAAAGGCGUCGCUAAUUCCCUGACCUUCAGGUCCAAGAACAAGGCAUGAAACUUGAGUCUGAGGAUGGCCAUCAGCUUCCUCCUCAUCUGCUGUCCGGCUGAGUGGAACGAGCCCAAAGUAAGGCUGUAGCGCAAAGACAGGCCUGCGUAGCUGUGGGAGACGGAAAGAAACAGAAAGCAACUCGUAAAAAAAACAAAGAUCAACUGCAGAAAAUGGAACUUGCCAUUAAAAAAAUAUUGCAAAUGGAUAUGUGGUUGUACUCAGUGUUCUAUGCAGGAAUAUUAAUCAUCCGUGAAAGACCGGGAGUCGUUCUGCAGAACAUUUAUGAGAAGGUAUAAAGUACAGGAGGGGGGGAGGGGUCACUCAGCUUACAAGAAACCAUAACGACCUCGAAAAAAACACGAUAACUUACGCAAGAAGCACACUUGAGGCAAUAAUUCUGCAGUAUAACUUUCGAGAGGCUUCACCUAGAAUAGUCUUUGGAGACGUCCAGAGACUGCGUGUCCAGCAGCAGUCCACACCAGGGGAAGAGGCAGUGGGGGGGGCAGCACAUGGAUGCCGGGACAUGAGCCCACGCUUCCCGUCACCUGAAAGUUCGCCGCCACCUUCUGCGGGUUGACCACCAGACCGUACUGCGGCACCCCGGCCAUCAAGAUCCUACACACGAUGGGAAAGUGCCGUUAACAAGUGCUAUAUUACUAAUUCUGAGCCCCUUCCGUUAAAGGGAUGGUUUGGUUGUUUUGAAGUAUCGGGUGUUGGGAACAUCUUGUGCUCCAUGUCUAGCUUUCUCAGAUGUAUUUCCCAUUCCCUCAGUUUGACAGAUGCGUCAGAGAGGCAGCGAUAGUGAUGCUGUGUUUACAGAUCGGAUGUGGGACGGUAAUUUCGGAAAAGACAUGCUUGAUAAUAAGUCCCAGCAGAUUAAUAAACAAAUUCUGCCAUCUGCCAUCUGAUGGUGGUGCCUCACUCCCCUCCCUGCAGGACAUAUACAACACUCGCCUCACCCGCAAAGUGACCAUGAUUGUGCGCGACU